This is a messenger RNA of Arachis ipaensis, 352 nucleotides long. NCBI's taxonomy places the organism in Eukaryota, Viridiplantae, Streptophyta, Magnoliopsida, Fabales, Fabaceae. The record is from RefSeq and is a predicted model, not a curated record.
AGAAUCAUUCGUUACUACAUGGAAAAGUGAUAAGGGUCAUGUGGUCUCGUCGCGAUCCUGAUGUGAGAAAAAGUGGCAGAGGCAAUGUUUUUGUUAAGAACUUAGCUGAAUCCAUAGAUAAUGCGGGAUUACAUGAUUUAUUUCAAAAGUUUGGAAAUAUCUUGUCCAGCUUUGGGAAUUGCUUUGGUGCUUCAAAUUGUUUUAGAGGGAAUGAUGAUAGUGAUACUUCUGAGAAGCCAUGGGAACGAGGUAAUAGAAUUGAGGUUGUGACUAAUUGAAUGAUGUUGUGUUUGAUUUAUUGAAUGAUGAUGAUGCUGAAAAUUCUGUUUGUUAGAGUGCAGAAUUUGUUGAA